GAAUCCGCCAUGGAAGAUGUAUAGAAUACUAUCGACGCCGGCGUCAAAGUUCCGUCAGUUCCGGCGACUCCGCUCUCGAGCGAAAAGCGCGGCGACCGACGAGGAACACGCGUUCCAGAUCCUAUGGCGGUACCAGAUCCUGGACCCGAACAGCGACAUCGUAGCUUAUUGGAACAGGGUGUUCCUUGUGACGAGCCUCCUCGCCCUCUUCGUCGACCCUCUAUACUUCUACCUACCCACCGUUGGUGGCCCAGCGUGCUUGCAAGCAGACCCCAAACUCAGCAUUCUCGUCACCAUUCUCCGUUCCUUCGCCGACCUCUUCUACGUCCUCCACAUGCUCAUGAAGUUCCGCACCGCCUUCGUCGCCCCCAAUUCUAGAAUCUUCGGCCGCGGCGAACUCGUCACGGACGCCCGCGAAAUCGCCAUCCGUUACUUGAAGUCUGAUUUUGUCAUUGACCUCGCUGCCACCAUCCCUCUCCCUCAGAUCGUGAUUUGGUUAGUCAUUCCAGCGAGUAGUAAAGCAAGAACUGAUCAUGCCAACAACACCCUUGCCCUUUUCGUUCUUAUUCAGUAUGUUCCUAGGCUAUUUCUUAUCUUUCCUUUGAACCACCGUAUUCAGAAAACCACUGGUGUUAUUGCCAAGACUCCCUGGAUUGGAGCUGCGUACAAUCUUGUUCUCUAUAUGCUAGCUAGUCAUAUUACAGGAGCAACUUGGUAUCUGUCGUCAAUAGGGAGACAAUUUAGCUGUUGGCAAACUCAGUGCAAUCAAGAAAACAAAUCACAUACCCUGUCUUGCUUGCCUAGUUAUCUUGAUUGCAAUAGUUUGAACCUCCCUGAAAGGGAAUACUGGCUGAACAUCACCCGUGUAAUUAGCAAAUGUGACGCCAAGAGCAAGAUCAAUAUCAAAUAUAAGUUUGGGAUGUUUGCAGAUGCUUUUCUGAAUGACGUUGUCACUUCCAGUUUUAAGGAAAGAUAUUUCUAUUGUCUUUGGUGGGGUUUGAGAAAUUUAAGUUCGUAUGGACAGAAUUUGGACACCACAACAUACCUUCCGGAGACACUAUUUUGUAUCAUCUUGUGCAUUGCUGGAUUAGUUCUCUUUUCACUAUUGAUUGGAAACAUGCAGACGUACUUGCAAUCGAUGUCAGUUAGACUCGAAGAAUGGAGGAUUCGGAAAAGAGACACCGAGGAGUGGAUGAGGCAUCGCCAGUUACCACCAGAUUUGCAGGAACGUGUCCGUCGUUUUGUUCAAUACAAAUGGCUUGCGACAAGAGGAGUUAACGAAGAGGCUAUAAUGCUUUCGUUACCUCUUGAUCUUCGUCGAGAAAUUCAACAUCACUUGUGUCUUUCCCUUGUGCGGCGAGUCCCUUUCUUCUCACAAAUGGACGAUCAGCUUCUCGAUGCCAUUUGUGAACGUCUUGUGUCAUCAUUAAGCACAGAAGGCACCUACAUAUUUCGAGAGGGUGAUCCAGUGGAUGAAAUGUUGUUUAUCAUUAGAGGGCAAUUGGAGAGCUCGACAACGAAUGGAGGAAGGUCUGGAUUCUAUAAUUCCAUAACACUAAGACCUGGUGACUUCUGUGGAGAGGAAUUGUUGACAUGGGCCUUAAUGCCAAACUCAACCCUCAACCUACCUUCUUCGACUCGCACUGUCAAAGCCCUCACUGAAGUUGAAGCUUUUGCACUACAGGCAGAGGAUCUGAAAUUUGUUGCAGGUCAGUUCAAGCGCCUUCACAGCAAGAAACUUCAGCACGCGUUUAGGUAUUAUUCCCAUCAAUGGAGAGCAUGGGGUACUUGCUUCAUACAAGCUGCUUGGAGAAGGUAUCAGAAAAGAAAGGCAACAAGGGAGUUAUCCCUGAAAGAGGGUCUUUACUACAUGGCAGUGCCUGAGAGUGAUGAAAGUGGAAAUUAUGAGGAUGAUGAGAUCGGGGAAUCCUCAGGGAAUGUGAAAAAGGUUCAAAACCUUGGUGCAACUGUUUUGGCCUCAAAGUUUGCUGCCAAUACAAGGAGAGGGAACCAUAAGCUACAAGGCAGUGACCCUGUGCCGCAAUUGUUCAAGCCAGAUGAACCUGAUUUCUCUGUAGACAAUGAGGAAGUUUAGUGAGCACAAAAACUAAUCCUAAACUGAAAACAUAGUUUUAACUUUUAACACUGGUUCAAUAGGAAGUCUUAUUAUUU
This is a messenger RNA of Abrus precatorius (Indian licorice), 2172 nucleotides long. Its product is annotated as cyclic nucleotide-gated ion channel 18-like. Lineage: Eukaryota; Viridiplantae; Streptophyta; Magnoliopsida; Fabales; Fabaceae. Gene Ontology annotation, biological process: transmembrane transport; monoatomic ion transport. The transcript is spliced from 6 exons. Gene Ontology annotation, cellular component: membrane. The record is from RefSeq and is a predicted model, not a curated record. The coding region runs from base 17 to 2095 and encodes 692 amino acids. Gene Ontology annotation, molecular function: monoatomic ion channel activity.